ACAUAUACUUUUUUUUUAUUGCGCCCAUGAAACACUUGUAUACGUAUAUUUACCAUAAUUCAACACUGAUACACAGUCAAGAUCAUCAACGUUAUAAAUUCCAGGAGUGUGAUCAAACUCAACAAACUGGCCAAUCAGUGCGUUUGUCGGACAGCGUUGUGAUUGGUCUCAGUUGUACAGUAUUAGUAAGUUGAUUGACACGCCGAAAACGUUCAUAGUGUUGUAUUGUAUCAAGAAUCGUCUACUUUAGGUGAUCAAUUGAACGGCACUACUUAUUAUUAAAACUCAACUGCGUAAGCCAUUGUCAGUGUGCUCAAAUAACGAUUAAGUGGUUUUAUACCUCUCUUGAUUUGCGUGGAUCUCUUGUUUUUUGUUUGCUUGAAGUAGUAGUAGACCAAGUGACCAAACUCUACCUAUUAGGACUGAAACAGUGGUAUGAUGUCAUGAUUUAUUUGCCGUGUUCAUGAAUACUCUGUAUAGUGUUAUGUAACAUGUUAUGCGGAAAUGUUUACGAACCGAUUGGUUUAGACGACGAUCAGACCUACGCCUGAAGAGGGGCCAGACGGACCGAAAAAUGCUUUUGUUCACCAGGCUUUCAGCAGGCUUUAUUUACGGCUUCGUCAUGGAUUUCCUUCCAUUUUUCUGAACUCUGUUUUUUGUAACCAAUUAGAUUCUCUUUCGUAUUCACACUCGUGCAAUACAGUACUACCGUACGUGAACUCUACACGACAAUCAGCUUUUAAACAGAAGGAAAUAUACCAAGCCCAACAUGAAAGUCUGAAUCUGAAAACACUGUCGAUUAAAUUUAUGAGUGAAUUAAGUUAGACAAAGAUGUUCAGUGUGCGAAGAGUUUUUAUGAAGAAGUUGGUAACCUGUACGGUCCUGAUUUGUAGCCUUUACUUGGCACACAAUGUGGUAUUGUGGAGAGCAUUGGAAUCAGGAGCAAAAGGAUCAAGAACAAGUUUAGGUGCUAUUAGGACUGAAAAACAGCAGGUCGCGUUUGGUGAUUGUCCCGUUCUGAGAUACAAUCCCAGAAUUCCCCUGCCUUCUGAAGGAUGUCGUCGUGUAAAACCUGUCAGCGGAUCUUGCAAACUUGCUCAAGAGCUAUUCUUUUCAGAGCCAACAGCUACAUGCCAACAUCAACUAAAUAAAAACAUCUGUCAAAUUAUUGAGUAUGAUGGUCAUGUUGAUGUUGAAUGUUUCGAAAAAGCUUGUGUUGAUGAGACAAUGGUUUCACUCGGUGAAAUAAAUCGAGAUACUGGGGUACUAGAUUGGCAGGACUUUCCAUCUACACAUGACCUUGAAACACACCUGAGGGCGGUGUUCACAAAAUAUAUUGAUCAUUAUGGGUUUUGUUUUAUCAAAUGUGCAAUCAGCACUAAUAAGUUAGCUCAGCAACUGCUGGUUGUACCACCUUUCAUUCGACCUAAUAAGAAGUAUUCAGAUUCGCAAUCAAAAUUUAAUAUUAAUAUCAUGCUCAUCGAUUCCGUCUCACACAGUCAUUUCCUUCGCUCCAUGCCGACAACUCUCAAAACACUUCGAUCAAUUCAGAAAACAUCAACAUCAGUAUUUAAUUUUGAAUUAUUUCAGUCGUUGAAAAGCAGAACAUACGAAAAUUUACAGGCAAUGUUUUCUGGUGUGUUGUAUGAUGACAAGAGACCGUAUAUAGAGCCAGAAUUACCACCUGUACCAAUAUAUCCAGAACGUUUAUUAUCCGGAUUCAAAAAGCAAGGAUACGAAACCAUGUACACGGAAGACAUUUGUUGGACAUGGAGAACAGGACUUGUUAAAAAUCUUCUAGCAUUUAUGCCAAAAGGCAACAUCACAACCAGAUGGCAACUUUUAAAAAUGAAGUUGGAAAAAGCUAAGAUUGAUCGCAUAGAUAUGACAUUAGCGAGUUGUGAGAUUUCAAAUUAUAAUCAUAUAUAUCUACCAUUUUUUGGACCUCCUGCAGUAUGCUACAACGGACAAUAUCAACACCAUUAUACCUUGGAUUACCUGAGUAAACGACAGAAAUCUUUAGAAGCAAACCAUCGGUCGUUUUUUCAUAGCACUUUGCUUAACGUUGCUCAUGAAGAUAGUGGUCGUCGUAUACAGACUCUAGAUGAGAGUUUAGCAGAGUAUUUAAAAAUCGUUUCUACAUUAAACAACACACUUACCAUCGUUCUCUCUGAUCACGGAAAUACCUACGGAGAAUACCUUGAGAGAAGUGAAGAAGGUAGAGUGGAAAUGUUUCAUACUUUUUUAUUUAUGGUUGUUCCACCAGGUGUUUCCAAAAACUUAGGAGAAAAGCGUAUGAGUGCAUUAAACGUGAACCAACAGCGUCUUGUGAGUAUUUUGGACAUUCAUUAUGCUCUGAGGGUUUUAAGCGAAGGAAAGGUAGGCAACUUAGACGAAAAACACCAGAAAUAUUUAAUCAAAGCUGAUGGAAUCUUCUCGGAGAUAUCAUCAAACAGAUCGUGUAAUAGCAUUCCUAGAAUUGAACCAAAUAUCUGUAUCUGUGAGGGUUAUGAAUAUGCUGCUGACAAUAAUGCAGGUUUUGCAGUAAUGGCGGAAUUCGCUCUUGGUUCCAUCAACAAUGAAAUACAGCAGCAAUUUCGCAAAUCAAAUCCAGAUGCUAUGAGAGGAUUUGGUUCCUGUCAACGACUAGUGGCUCACGAUUUUGGCAACAUCAAACACAGACAUAAUGAGUUUGGAGACCAUGAAGUAAAAAUGGAUCUAUAUAUUCCCAACCCGGAUGAGCUCAAGUUUAUGGAAAUCCUUAUGGUGACAUUGAUAGUUUCACGUAAAGACAGCGAAAGCAUGAAGUUAGUGAGGUAUAAACGGAUAACAAAAUAUGGUCCGUUUGAAGGAUGCGCCGACAACGGUGUUUCGAUUCAGUUAUGCGUUUGCUCAUUACAGAAAGAUCAGAAUCAUAUAAGUCUCAAAGAAAUGCCUGAUUUUAGAAAUUAUCCAGAAAUCUUCGGCAGCCAAACAUUACUUAAGCCAGUACAUAAAGAUUGUUUAUUUAUUUUCAAAAGAAAAAACGACGCAGGAGUUGUACUGGAAGCAGCGAACAUAUGUAUGAAUACGAAGUAUACAAUAAAACUGGAUAUAACUACAGAAAACAUGACAUUAAGCUCACGGUCACCCGUAGAAACUGACCUUUGGCCAGGAAUGAUGUCAUUUCUUGUUACAAUGCUCCAGACGUCAUUAAAUUGGGAUUAUAAAUAUACAGUGAAAUAUGAUUUGGUAGAUGUUAUAAAAUAACAUUUACUUAUGGAAAAUUAAUAUAAUAAUGUUAACAUUGAUAAUAAUAUUAAUAAUAAUUAUUCCAUUGGCAGUGUUUGCGUCAGGAGAAAUAAUAAUGCGAAUGCUUUUGGCCCUACCUGACGUGUUAUCGUACUGAAUAAAGACCUUCCAAAAGCAAACACAUGGCAUAAGACGUACUUUUAUUUAAAAACUUAAUACAAUUCAAGUGAUUGUACAUUCUCAUCCAGAGCGUGAAAUCCAAUUUUUACUGUCUCGAGCCGAAUUCGACAAGUAAAUCAAAAUCGUACAAGACAUUAUUUUACUCUAAAUUCAAAGGAUAAUAGAUUAUUAAAGAUUAAGUUUAUUUUCUUUUGCCGGUUUACCAGGCGUUGUUACCAGCUGGAGCAAGGCGCGAGAACCGGAAAUUAAAUGUGCAUAUUCAUGAACCGGAACCAGGAAAUGAUUUUCAGAACAUUACGCGGGUGACGUACCUUCCGCUUACAGCACGCCAGCCACUACGUCAUUGAAUGCUGAUUGGUCAAUUUUUACCCCCCCCCCCCCCUGAUUUCAACGUGGGACCCCCAAAGCCCGGCUUAUAAUUUGUUAAAUUGGGUGGCACACCACGCCCAGUAACUAUAGGAACAACGCCCGGCUUGAAAUAAGCCACCUAGUUCAGAAUAGAAGGUGAGGUGAGCCUGGUUUAUUCACCUAGUCUAAACUAGGCCUGCGCUAAAAACAACUGCGUCUGUCAUUUUCAGUCUGCUCGAAUGAAGAUUAAGUGGAUUUGUUUGUGUGAAUCUGUUUCUUUGUUUGCUUGAAAUAGUAGUAGAUCAAAGUGAUUGAACUCCACCUCUUAAAGCUAUAUUGACAAUAGACUAUAAAGACCGAUAAAAAUGCGUGUUGAAGAAUAUAAACGACGCGUAAUAUGUCGUUAUCGUACGGUGUAGUGUAGUAACUUAAGACUGGUAAGUGUAAAGGGUAGAAACCUUUACAUUACAUCAAACCUUUCAUUUUGAACCUUGAUGACUUUUAGUGUUCCAUUAAUACUUUUCUUAUAAUUUAAAAGUUUAUGAAGUCUUUGUACAAUUGAUUUGAAUAAUAUGAUUAUAAAAAACGAAUUACUGUUACUUUGUACCAUGUUUCUAAGCACUAUAUCCAGUGUUGACAUUUUAUUAUUAUUUAGUUGUGUUUAGUCUGUUAGUUUCCAGGACGGUAGUUACAAAUAAUAUCAAUGGUCCAAUCUAACCGGAGACCUAGAGAUCUCCACCGUUUAGCGCACACACAAUGGCUACCACCAGAUUAUCCGACUGAGCUAUAGCUAUAAAUGAGACUACAAAGCCCUGUCCAGACUAUCACAUUUUCUUUAACAAAAUGUGUUAGAUAUCACAUCAUGACCAUAUAUAGGUACAUCAUGUCCAUAUAUAGCAAAGAUACUAGAAACACAAGAUAGAGUUCUUCACAGAAAAAAACUGUUCCACUGAAAUACAUGGUGGGAAUACAAACAAUGGGGCGCCGCUUACGGUUGGAUCUAAAAAAAAACUCUGCCACCGUUACAUAACUGUGAAUACAUAACUUACUUUUGCGGAGGUUGAUUUCGUUGCCAUCCAUAACAUACAAACAAGUAGGCAUAAAUAAAUCAAAACAAUAAAAUGACAGACACAAAAGUGCAGAAUCGUAUGACCGGACUCUGAUUAGUGACGAAGUUUCCCACCAUUAGUGAAAAAAAGAAGGGCGCCAUCUACGUCUGGCCAUGUACAGUAUAGAAAAUUUGCAUAAUAAAAAGAGAAGGGCGCCGCGCACGUCUGGAUUAAUUUCCGCCUCAUUUUGGCUAUGCGAGUGCUCUAUCUUGUAUUUCUAGUUUCUUUGAUAUAUGACCACAUCAUAACUAUAUAUAGGCAUACAGCAGUUUUUUGUCAAAGAAAAUUAGAUAGUCUGGACACAUCUUUAGGUAGAAAUGAUCAACUUCACCCAGAUGCGUAUGUACAGAAUGUUUACAACAGUACUAGCAAACGGAAUGCAUUGGUUUUAUAGGGAUACGUCAAAAACAAAUUAGGUCUGUAGCUUUAUUCCAAUGGUGAAGCAUUAGAAUUAGAUUAGGAAGUGGGGAAAAUUCUGUGGGUAAGAAAUUUGUUGUAGUAACUAAAUGUUAACCUAUAUAACCUAUUUCUUUCUCUACUUACAAUCCCAUAAAACAAAUGAAAAUGUAGAACAUCUCUAGUCUACAUAGUAAUACUAGGCCUAUACAUAGCGAAGGGAAGUUUGGACAUUUGGGAUGGCGUCAUUUUCUUGAAUAAUUAAUGAUUUUCUGAUACUUAUGUUGAUAAUAAAAAGCAAAGUGUAAUAUUAAUCACGGAACAGUGAAAUUAUCUAAUAAACCUGAUAACUUCCAAAAUGUUGACCUGUUAUAUGCUUAUGCUUCCUCCUCUCUGUACUUUAAAAAAAAUUGAUAUAUGCUGGGAUACCUAUUCAGUAAAUUCUUACUGUUCUACUAGUAUGCAUAAAAUAUUUAAAUUCACAUGCAAAACAUUUAUAAAUGCAUAAAAAGAAAUAAAUCCAAUAAAACCAAUAAGUAUUUACAAACCAUCAAAAUCAUGUUAAAAGUCGAAUUACCAUAACCACAACAACCAUCAUUUCCACAACAAUCAUCACAAACCACCAUU
Anneissia japonica is the source of this 5891-nucleotide messenger RNA. RefSeq lists its product as uncharacterized. The transcript is spliced from 7 exons. The coding region runs from base 832 to 3249 and encodes 805 amino acids. The record is from RefSeq and is a predicted model, not a curated record. Lineage: Eukaryota; Metazoa; Echinodermata; Crinoidea; Comatulida; Comatulidae.